Phascolarctos cinereus (koala) is the source of this 3562-nucleotide messenger RNA. It is a transcript of the gene GBA2, whose product is annotated as glucosylceramidase beta 2. Gene Ontology annotation, cellular component: membrane. Gene Ontology annotation, molecular function: glucosylceramidase activity; beta-glucosidase activity. NCBI's taxonomy places the organism in Eukaryota, Metazoa, Chordata, Mammalia, Diprotodontia, Phascolarctidae. The record is from RefSeq and is a predicted model, not a curated record. Gene Ontology annotation, biological process: carbohydrate metabolic process; central nervous system development; glucosylceramide catabolic process.
GCCGAAGAGCCGGUAGGGGACGGGAUCCGGGAUCAGGGGCUGCUGUCCCCCCCACCCCGCCCCGGGCCCCCGGGACCGGAAGCGGGGCCGCUUAGGAGCUGGGACCUGGCGCCUCCGUCCGGUCCGCCCGCAGGGCGGGGCGUGGCCUUUAAGGCCCGAUAAAGGGACUCCUCCCUCCUCGCCUGCCGCUGUCCUGUAUCAUCUCUGGACCCAUGACCUGGAGGUCUGGGUCCAGCCGUUCCCGCCCAGGAUUUAAGGAAGUGAUUCGGUGCCUCUCCUUUGUGGCCCUGGCUCGGUUCGUCUCUGCCCAGAUCUACCCCGCUGAGGCCUGGGUAAGCCCGAGGACAGCGAAGGAGGAGACGCGCUCCGGCUCAUCCCGGAGCCCAGGAACUUGACAAGCUGGUGCCCGGGUCAGAACUUUGCUAACGUGGGACUCGGAGACUGCAGGACCAAGAAGCAUGGAGGGAUUGUUGGGGACCAGGACCAGGACCCCCGAGGUUAGAGGAAUCAAGGGAGACCUAGGGGCCCAUGGGACAGAAAAUUGUGGCUCCCAAAACACGGGGAGCCCAAGCUAUGGAAGCACAGAGAACGCAAGGGAGAGGAAUGAUCCAAACAAUGGAAUCCCAGAAGACCCUGGGCAGCUGAUGGCCGCCUAUGAGGGCACAGCCAUGGGCCACCAGGUACCUCGGUUUGGCUGGCGCAUCUGCUUAGCUCAUGAAUUUCUUGAGAAGAGGAAGCCCUUCCAGGCCAACAACGUCUCCAUGAGCAACUUGGUGAAGCACUUGGGCAUGGGUGUCCGGUAUCUUAAAUGGUGGUACCAGAAGACACAGGUGGAGAAGAAGACUCCCUUCAUAGACAUGUUUAACUGCCUUCCCCUGAGGCAAAUCUAUGGUUGUCCACUGGGUGGGCUUGGAGGCGGUACCAUCACCCGUGGCUGGAGGGGCCAGUUCUGUCGAUGGCAGCUCAACCCUGGGGUAUACCAGCACCGAACAGUGAUGGCUGACCAGUUUACUGUAUGCCUGCGGCGGGAAGGACAGACUGUGUACCAGCAAGUCCUGUCCCUAGAGCGUCCCAGUGUCUUGCGCAGCUGGAAUUGGGGCCUGUGUGGAUUCUUUGCUUUUUAUCAUGCACUCUACCCCCGAGCCUGGACCGUCUACCAGCUGCCUGGGCAGCAAGUCACGCUGACCUGUCGCCAGAUCACACCCAUCCUCCCCCAUGACUACCAGGACAGCAGCCUACCUGUGGGGGUAUUCGUGUGGGAUGUGGAAAACACUGGUGAUGAUGAUUUGGAAGUAUCUAUCAUGUUCUCCAUGAGGAAUGGCCUGGGAGGUGGACAUGAUGGCCCAGGAGGGCUAUGGAAUGAGCCCUUCUGCUUAGAGCAUGAUGGGGAAACUGUUCAGGGACUGUUGCUACACCAUCCAAACCCCCCAAACCCAUACACAAUGGCUGUGGCUGCCCGACUCACGGCAAACACCACAGUGACUCAUAUCACAGCCUUUGACCCUGAUGGCACUGGACAGAAAGUGUGGAGGGACUUGCUCCUGGAUGGACAGUUGGACUCCCCAUCUGGCCCCAGCCCCCCAACCCAAAAGGGACAGGGCAUAGGUGGAGCUGUGUGUGCAGGGGCCCAUUUGCCCCGGAGAGGCAGAUGCCAGCUGGAAUUUGCAUUGGCCUGGGACAUGCCCAAGAUUCUGUUUGGAGCUAGGGGCCAAGCCCACUACAGGAGAUACACUCGGUUCUUUGGCCAAGAAGGAAAUGCAGCUCCAGCCCUCUGUCAUUAUGCACUCACUCAGUAUAGAUCAUGGGAGGAAAGAAUUGCAGCAUGGCAGAACCCUGUGCUGGAGGACAGGUCCCUGCCCGCCUGGUAUAAGUCUGCACUUUUCAAUGAAUUAUACUUCCUGGCUGAUGGGGGUACCAUGUGGCUGGAGGUUACAGAAGACACAGCCAUACAGGAGUUCAAUGGGAUGAUGAACCAGCUUCGACCUACCCUGCAGGAAUAUGGGCGCUUUGCCUACCUUGAGGGACAGGAGUACCACAUGUACAACACAUAUGAUGUCCACUUCUAUGCCUCCUUUGCCCUCAUCAUGUUGUGGCCCAAACUCGAGCUCAGCCUCCAGUAUGACAUAGCUGUAGCAACUCUGAGUGAAGACUUGACACGGCGGAAAUAUCUAAUGAGUGGCGUAACGGCUCCUGUGAAGAAGAAAAAUGUGAUUCCCCAUGACAUAGGGGACCCAGAUGAUGAGCCAUGGCUUCGUAUCAAUGCUUACCUAAUUCAUGACACAGCUGAUUGGAAGGAUCUGAACCUGAAGUUUGUGCUGCAGAUUUAUCGGGACUUUUACCUGACAGGCAACGAGAGCUUCCUGAGGGACAUGUGGCCUGUGUGCCAGGCUGUAAUGGAAUCUGAGAUGAAGUUUGACACAGAUCAAGAUGGCCUAAUUGAGAAUGGGGGCUAUGCAGACCAGACUUACGAUGGAUGGAUCACCACGGGACCCAGUGCCUACUGUGGAGGCCUGUGGCUGGCAGCUGUGGCUGCGAUGGUCCAAAUGGCUGCCAUGUGUGGAACUCAAGAUGUCCAGGAGAAGUUCUUGUCCAUCCUGAGCCGAGGUCGGGAGGCUUACGAGAGGCUUCUCUGGAAUGGCCGUUACUAUAAUUAUGAUAGCAGCUCCCAGCCACAAUCCCGUAUUAUCAUGUCUGACCAGUGUGCUGGUCAGUGGUUCCUGAGAGCAUGUGGACUGGGAAAGGGGGAUACCGAGGUAUUCCCUACCCCCCAUGUGAUUCGAGCUCUCCAGACAAUCUUUGAAGUGAAUGUCCAGGGCUUUGCAGGCGGAGCCAUGGGGGCUGUGAACGGUAUGCAGGCAGAUGGAGUCCCUGACACAUCCAGUGUUCAGUCCGAUGAGGUCUGGGUAGGUGUGGUCUACGGGCUAGCUGCUACCAUGAUCCAAGAGGGCCUGAUUGAAGAGGGUUUCCUUACGGCCGAAGGCUGCUACCGCACAGUGUGGGAACGAUUGGGGAUGGCAUUCCAGACACCUGAGGCAUAUUGCCAGCGUCGAGUAUUCCGUUCCCUUGCCUAUAUGCGACCACUCAGCAUCUGGGCCAUGCAGCUGGCAUUACAGCAGCAUGGCACAGCCCCUGGGCAGGGCAUGGGACUGACUGGAGAGAGCAUGGGAGUGACUGCUGGACAGAAAUCUGCACCGGCUGUGGGACUUCAUACCAAGUCAAAAGCCAGAGCAGACCUGGGACAGCAGGGACUCCUAGAUACUAUUUAGACGGGGAAGCUGGAGAUACUAUUGUGCACCUUCCUCUUCCCAUCUGCAGCCCUGAGCCAUCAGGACAAUCACCUACCACCCACUUCCCCCAGCAGAGCCAUGGGGGUGGGAGACACAAGCACCGCAAUCACUUAUUUAUUUUCCCUCCCUCCACUCCCCAAUUAUUUGCUGCAUGGAAUGCUAACAAAGGUCGAGCUAUUUUCCUCCCUACCCCUAUGCCCUGAGCCAGACCUCCUCACCCAAAACUGGGUUGGAGGGGUGGACACAGCCACACAAAUAAAAGAUCCAAGAAACCA